CGCUAUCUGGGCAUAACAGUUCAGUUUAGUAGCCAAUAUGCAGAUGCAGCUGAACGCCAAGACCGUGCAGGGCGCCUUCAAGGCGCAGCGCCCUCGCUCUGUCCGCGGCAACGUGGCGGUGCGCGCAGUGGCCGCUCCCCCUAAGCUGGUCACCAAGCGCUCCGAGGAGAUCUUCAAGGAGGCUCAGGAGCUGCUGCCCGGUGGCGUGAACUCGCCCGUGCGCGCUUUCCGCUCGGUUGGUGGCGGCCCCAUCGUCUUCGACAGGGUCAAGGGUGCCUACUGCUGGGACGUCGAUGGCAACAAGUACAUCGACUACGUUGGCUCUUGGGGCCCUGCCAUUUGCGGCCACGGCAACGACGAGGUCAACAACGCCCUGAAGGCGCAGAUCGACAAGGGCACCUCGUUCGGUGCUCCCUGCGAGCUGGAGAACGUGCUGGCCAAGAUGGUGAUUGACCGCGUGCCCUCGGUGGAGAUGGUGCGCUUCGUGUCCUCGGGCACUGAGGCGUGCCUGUCGGUGCUGCGCCUGAUGCGCGCAUACACCGGCCGCGAGAAGGUGCUGAAGUUCACCGGCUGCUACCACGGCCACGCCGACUCCUUCCUGGUGAAGGCCGGCUCCGGUGUGAUCACCCUGGGCCUGCCCGACUCGCCCGGUGUGCCCAAGAGCACCGCCGCCGCCACCCUGACCGCCACCUACAACAACCUGGACUCCGUGCGCGAGCUGUUCGCCGCCAACAAGGGCGAGAUUGCCGGUGUGAUCCUGGAGCCCGUGGUCGGCAACAGCGGCUUCAUUGUGCCCACCAAGGAGUUCCUGCAGGGCCUGCGCGAGAUCUGCACGGCUGAGGGCGCCGUGCUGUGCUUCGAUGAGGUCAUGACCGGCUUCCGCAUUGCCAAGGGCUGCGCCCAGGAGCACUUCGGUAUCACCCCCGACCUGACCACCAUGGGCAAGGUCAUUGGUGGCGGCAUGCCUGUGGGCGCCUACGGCGGCAAGAAGGAGAUCAUGAAGAUGGUCGCCCCCGCCGGCCCCAUGUACCAGGCCGGCACCCUUUCGGGCAACCCCAUGGCCAUGACUGCCGGCAUCAAGACGCUGGAGAUCCUGGGCCGCCCCGGCGCCUACGAGCACCUGGAGAAGGUGACCAAGCGCCUGAUCGACGGCAUCAUGGCCGCCGCCAAGGAGCACAGCCACGAGAUCACCGGCGGCAACAUCAGCGGCAUGUUUGGCUUCUUCUUCUGCAAGGGCCCUGUGACCUGCUUCGAGGACGCCCUGGCGGCCGACACUGCCAAGUUCGCGCGCUUCCACCGCGGCAUGCUGGAGGAGGGCGUCUACCUGGCUCCCUCGCAGUUCGAGGCCGGCUUCACCUCUCUGGCCCACUCCGAGGCGGACGUGGAUGCCACGAUCGCCGCCGCUCGCCGCGUGUUCGCCCGCAUCUAAGCGGCGCGUGCACAGCUUGCAGCAAAUUUAUCGUGGGUGGGUAGGAUGAUGGAGCAGCAGACCCGGAUGCUAGUGGCGCGCGGCAGCCUCGGUUGAAGGCAACCCUUGCGCGAGUGUCCGCUGCGUGAGUGUCCUUGCGGCUCGACCCGGGAUUCGGGAGGCGUGCUUGCGUGAUGCAGGCGGAGCUGGUUCUUCCGUGUGUAUGCGUCGAGGCAUGCAUGGUAUGCGGAAGAAGUUCAGACGUUGACAGCAAACUCUGUGCAGAGCGCUCAAUACUGGGCCUAUGACGAUGACCUGACCCAUAAUUGUUUAUGACUAACCUGACUUCAUGAGUGAUGAUAUAGUGUUGCGUGUGUUGGUGAGCUUGACAGAGCUUUGACCUCUUGACACCGAGUUUAGAGUGCGGGUGCGCCCUGGGCGGGUACCGAAGCAAGUGCUGCUGACAGUGCUGCGCCAGGCGCAAGAGCUGAGAAGCUAGGAGAAACGAAGAGCAGGAUGAUGGCGGCGUCUACGGCUGCAGAUGUAGGGAUGUAGGCUAUGCAAGGGGGCUCUGAUUGCACCCUCAGAAAGUGUGUAAGAUUACAACCUG
Messenger RNA from Chlamydomonas reinhardtii, 2018 nucleotides. RefSeq lists its product as uncharacterized. The coding region runs from base 38 to 1429 and encodes 463 amino acids. The record is from RefSeq and is a predicted model, not a curated record. Gene Ontology annotation, molecular function: pyridoxal phosphate binding; glutamate-1-semialdehyde 2,1-aminomutase activity; transaminase activity. Gene Ontology annotation, biological process: tetrapyrrole biosynthetic process. NCBI's taxonomy places the organism in Eukaryota, Viridiplantae, Chlorophyta, Chlorophyceae, Chlamydomonadales, Chlamydomonadaceae. The transcript has 8 exons.